Molecule: messenger RNA, 1676 nt
Organism: Hyaloscypha bicolor E
Lineage: Eukaryota; Fungi; Ascomycota; Leotiomycetes; Helotiales; Hyaloscyphaceae
Product: HET-domain-containing protein
Exons: 2
Coding region: 367-1527 (386 amino acids)
Source: RefSeq, a predicted model, not a curated record
CAAACUUGAUAUUGAGCUGCGCCACGAAGCCACCAAUAAUUCAUGAAGCUGAGAGGUCAGGUCUCGACCCAACCUUAAAUGAGGUAAGAGAAAUCGACUUUAGGCGGACAAUGCGAUGUUUGAUUGGUUGGUAGUAUCCGUCGAGUCAGGCCACCAAGCUUUGCUCAGCCUCGAGUGAACGAUACACUUCACUUCAAAAGCGUCGCCUCCAGCACUUAUAUACUACAUAGGAUUCCUCUGUUCAAAACUUUGCAUUACUCUAACAAUUAAUUCCUCUCCGAAACUCAAUCCAAUUCAAUUUGAAUUCAAGUUUCCAACGCGAAAGCUGCACACAAGGCUGGUUAGUGCCUUCUGGCGUCGUACAGAAUGCGACUUCUCAACACAACCACAUUCGAGCUCGAAGAAUUCUUUGGAACCAAUAUACCGCCAUACGCCAUCGCCUCCCAUCUGCAUGGGAAAUCUGAAGUGACUUUCCAAGAUUUGUUAAAUGGGAAGGGUCCCAUGAAGGAGGGAUGGAGGAAGAUUGUCGGAUGUUGUGCUCAGGCUCGGAAAGAGGGCUGGAACUGGGCAUGGAUCGAUACCUGCUGCAUAGACAAAAGCAGCACCGCCGAACUGUCUGAGGCCAUCAACUCGAUGUUCCGCUGGUACCAGCGAUCACAAGUCUGCUAUGCCUACCUAUCAGACGUUCCCGAAAGAGAAACAGACGUUUACGCAAUUGGUUCCGCAUUCCGAGAAAGCAAAUGGUUUACAAGAGGUUGGACGCUCCAGGAGCUUCUCGCUCCAAAGAGCGUGGUAUUCUACAACAGCGGCUGGGUUGAAAUUGGCACCAAGAAGAGCCUGGAGACUCUGGUAUCGGCCAUCACUAGGAUUGAACAUUUGUAUGGAUGGGAAACAUCUUCAGUUGCACAGAAGAUGUCUUGGGCUUCAAGACGAGAGACAUUGAAGGAAGAAGACAUAGCAUAUUGCCUGCUUGGACUAUUCGGAGUCAACAUGCCACCGCUAUACGGCGAAGGGGAGAAAGCCUUCCUUCGACUACAGACCGAAAUCAUGAAGAUCUCAGAUGACGAAUCAAUAUUUGCCUGGGUCGACGAAACUCUCUCCAAUGGCACGAGCGGCUUGUUAGCCCGAUCUCCUGCAGCGUUCAAAGAUUCAUGGGACAUUGAUUUUUGCCCCAAUUUCCGAGGCGCACCUUACUCAAUGACAAACAAAGGCCUACAGAUCAACUUGUCGCUAUCUGCUCCAAAAAGGACUCGAACGGAGCGGAUGCAUGCUUGCAGGAAGGGCGGUUCAGAAGAUCAAGAGUCAAAGGUUUACACGGCCUUUUUGUACUGCGCUAGGAGAGGACAGGAUGAGCUGCUUGGUCUGAAGUUGGUUAAGCAAUGGCGGUCGCCGGAAGAGUAUUCACGCACGUCUUGCUAUAAGUUGCUAGGGAUGGCGGACACCUUGACAGGACAACCGGCAGAGAAGACUGUGUUCAUUCGCCAAGACGAGAAUUACUAUACUAAUUUGGAACGCAGCUUAGCUUGAGCGUGAUUGAUGAAAGCGUUCGGGAUUGGAGAAAAUUGUAUUCAUAGUCGUAGAUGGAGCAUAAUUGGCACAAAAUCAAUCCAUAAGCUUGACGCAAUCAGAAAUUUCCAAGCAGAUCACAAAAGUAUCUAAUACGAAGCAAAGUCCCC